Molecule: messenger RNA, 3499 nt
Organism: Rattus norvegicus (Norway rat)
Lineage: Eukaryota; Metazoa; Chordata; Mammalia; Rodentia; Muridae
Source: RefSeq, a predicted model, not a curated record
CGCUCGCCCGAGCUCAGUAGGAACGCGGGGGUUGUGCUUUUAAAGGCGCUAGCCGGUACGCUCUGGAACUUGAUUGCUUCCCUCUUCUGAGCUUGCUCCCGCGCUUUCAGCAUCCAGGUCACCUCGCCAGUAUGUCUCAGGCUGAUUUCGACAAAGCCGCUGAGGAGGUGAAGCGCCUCAAGACUCAGCCAACUGAUGAAGAGAUGCUGUUCAUCUACAGCCACUUCAAACAAGCUACUGUGGGCGAUGUAAACACAGAUCGGCCGGGGCUGUUGGACCUCAAGGGCAAAGCCAAGUGGGACUCGUGGAACAAGCUGAAAGGUAACACAUCCCAGCCAACUCCCUCCUGUGCGGGGCUGGGCAUUGAAGACUCCCUUGGAGAGCAGGGAGGGCAAAGGUCAGGAGGCACAUCUUGGAAGCCAGCCCACCUUCACCCUCACACAGAGAAAACUAGGUCAUCCCUUUCUUUUCCCUCCAAAUGGUGCCGAUACCUUUUCUAAGAACUCUCUGUCUUCUGGACAUUGGAGUUGUCUGGAGGGAAAGGGCCAGGGAAUCAGGCCACAGAGAAACAGACUGGGGAGUGAUAUGGUUGCUGUGGUCUUUAGAUGUGUCCAGAGUCAGGAGAGUUCUGUCCACGCCUCUAUCUCCCCACCGGGGCCAGGCAAUGACCCCUUAGCCGAGUGGCCUUCCCCGGUUCCCUUUCAGCCAGAAGGGCACAUAGAGAAGGGGGAUGAGGUAAUUCAUGGCCAGUGAAUGGAACUAUUAUUUACUAAAGCACAAUCAUCUAACAAGUGUCCAGGAUCCACUAAAUCACGUGUUCCCGUGGCAGCAAGCCCCAAAAGCUGGCACCAAAGCCGUUGGCAGCUUUCGCUCGCUUGUUAGCCAGUUGCUGAAUAAGCCUUCUGUCCUCUCACAAGGGAGAGAGGCAUGAACUCAGGAAGAGCCCCGGCACACUGAAAUGCACUGCUCGGGGGGCCAUGCAAGUCUGCCUGUUCGUUUCCCACAGCAUUCUCAGGCCCCUGGACAUCUAGUGCUUCACAACGAGCUCUCUCAGUCCCCGGGGACUUCUCGUUUCCCUGGGGGAGUCUAAGAACUCCCUCGGGGUGUGUUCACGAUCCCUUGUGCCAUGACAAGGAGACAAAGGUUUGCUUUAUUCCUCUCCAAGAACCAGCGACUUUUUGCCCAGCCUUUAGCUCUUCUCACAGCUUCUCUCUGGGGCGAAGAAGGCGGCUGGCUCUGCUUUCUCACUGCCAACAGUACAGCUGUGGGAGUUAAGAAGCCCCAAACAAAUAGUCCAUAGACUAAAGCCAAAGAUAAGAUUAUUAGCACCAGAAAAAUCAGCGCAGGGAUACUUUCCUGGUUGCCUAGAAGGCUGAGGCUCACAUGGACGGCUGCCCUACUUUCAUGGGUGACACAUCAUGCAGGAGCUUGGUGCACGGUAAGGCAGAACCCAGCCCCUGGAGGGCCUUGAGUCCAGUCCUCAGGCCAUCUCUGAGAUGUAAGAGAGCUGUAGUAGACAUGUGAAAAACAACCUCCAAAUAUUUAACUGGGAUCACAGCAGCUGUAUCUGACCUAUGGCUCAACAUACAAUUUUAGAGAGUUAGUCCAUGGUUAUCAUGGGAGGAAGCAGACAGACAUAAUACCACAAUGUCCAAAGCUUAGGUAUCUGGGACUAGGGAGAUGGCUCAGUCAGCAAGGUGCCUGUCAUGUAAGCACAAGGGCCCGAGUUCAGAUCCCCAGUGCCUACGUACAGCAGCAGGCAUCUGUAAUUGGAAGGGGCAGAGACAGGCAGAUUGAUCCUCUGAACUCACUGCCAGUCCAAGAGCUCUAGGUUCAGUGAGAAAUCUUGUCUCAAAAUAAAGCGGAAGGUCUGGUGGGACGGCUCAGUGGGUACAGAUGCUUUCUACCAAACCUGACAACUUGAGUUGGAUCCCCAGAGCCCACAUGGGGAUCAAUUCCCACAAGUUGCCUUCUGACAUCUACCCAUGCUGUGCUAUGUGUAUGCCCCCUUUCCUCUUGUCUUAGUUACUGUUCUAUUGCUGUGAAGAGACACCAUGACCACGGCAACUCUGCUUGCUUACAGUUUUAGCGGGUAGUCCAUGAUUAUCAUGGCAGAAAACAGACAGACAUGAUGGUAGAGCUGAGACCUUUAUAUCCUGACCCACAGGCAAUAGAGACUGAGCCUGACAUCGGCUUUUUCCAACCUUAAACCCCACCAACAGUGACACACCUCCUCCAAUAAGGCCACACCUCCUGAUCCUUCUUGAACAGUUCCACUAACUGGGGACCAAGCAUUCAAACCAUUCCAGUUCAAGUCACCACCACCACUCCCCCCUUGCAAAAUAAACACAUAAUUUUUUAAAUAUGUAAGGUGAGGCUGGAAAGAUAGUUAAUGGAUUAGGAGCACUUGUUGCUCUUACAGAGGACUUGGAUUUGGUUCCCAGAACUUACAAGUGACUCACAACUGCCUAUAACUCCAGUUCUAAGAGAUCUGACACCCUCAUUAUACUUCCACGGGUACCUGGAUGCAUUUGGUACAUAUGCGUACUAAUUGUCUAGGGUUCUAUUGCCGUUUUGAAACGCCAUAACCAAGACAGCUCUUAUAAAGAGAACAUUUAAUUGAGGCUGCCAUUAUCAUCGUGGCAGGAAGCAUGGCAGCUUGUGGUUGUACAUGAUGAGAGUUCUAUAUCUUGAUCUUCAGGCAACAGAAGGAGACUGUGUGUCACACUAGGCAUAGCUUGAACAUAGGAGACCUCAAAGCCUGCUCCCACAGUGACACACUUCCUCCAACAAGGCCACACCUCUUUUUUUUUUUUUUUCCUGGAGCUUGGGACCGAACCCAGGGCCUUGCGCUUGUUAGGCAAGCGCUCUACCACUGAGCUAAAUCUCCAACCCCAAGGCCACACCUCUUAAUAGUGCCAUUCCCUAUGGGUCAAACAUUCAAACACAUGAGGCUCUGGGAGCCAUACCUAUUCAAACCACCACAUUAAUUAACAAAUAAGUAAAUAAUAAGUCUUUUAAGUAAAUAGAGAGUGAGAAUAGAAGGCACUUGGCAUGUAACUCUGACCACCACAAUGCACACACGUGCACAUUUGUUGGCAAACACACAGACACAUUCUGCAUCCACUGUAAAAUAUGCACACACAAGUUUUUAAAAAGCAACGGCUGGACACCCCUGCCAGCUCGAUGCCUUUCUAGCAUACAGCCUCCCUGAUGUGUAUUCCUACCAAUUCCUUCCAGGAACUUCCAAGGAAAAUGCCAUGAAGACCUAUGUGGAAAAGGUAGAAGAGCUAAAGAAGAAAUAUGGAAUAUAAACGACCAGAUUUGGUGGCCAGCCACAUGUGUGACAUAAUACCUGUGAGGACAUAAUGCCUUGGUGUUUUUUUUUUUUCUAAUGUAGAUGACAUGGCUCUGAUAUGUUAGGGCCAGAGUUAAUUACUGCUCCUCCUUCCUUUGGAGUUUUUACCUGAAAUCAAUUAAAAGUACAUUUGUUACUCUA